UUGUUCAAAAUGACAGUUAAACAUCAUUAAAGAAUUAUUACUACUUCUUGAUACUUUUUGUUUUCGGUAUUUAGUAGGAAGGGACCCCCAGGCAUGGACGACUGUUUUAAGCACUAACUUAGUGUCUUCAUUAUGUCUUAUCUUGAAUGAAGUGAUCGUCGUGACACUGAAACUAUAAACCAAAAGAAAAGAAAAGGCGUCGAAUUCUUACCUUUAACUGUGUACUGUAAGCAGUUAUUGUGUGAGAUAUAUAUACCCAGCACAAUACAGUAUACUGUACAGAUUAGAGACAGUACUGUAUAUAAAGAUACAAAGGCAGUUUUGAAGUGUGUACCAAUAUAAAUACAGUACAGUAUAUGGGUUAGGGGCAUUUCUCAUAAUUCAGUGGACAAUGGCAUACGUCUUGACAAAAACUUGUACCACCUUCAACAUCCAGACACUAAACAUUUUCAAUCAGUGGUUUAUGGUCGCAGCAUCACGAACUCCUCUAAGUCAUAAGUGUAGAAUAUUAUGUAGAGUGCAGGAGCCAAGUAACCUGAGAUAUAUACACUUAAAAAGAACUUUAAAUGCUGCUACCAUUUCACAGAAGGAUAUCAAAGAAGGAGACAUUGAUCAAGGAACAUUACCAGACAUUGUUCAAUACAUCACUGAUAAACAUAUUAUCUAUAGUUCACACAUUGCUGAUCGAAGUGUUAAAUUGGAUUACAGAAGCAAACAGAAAAUAGAAAUGAAGUUCAAGGCCAAUCAAGAUCUGAAAAGAAAGCUUGAAUCCGUUCCUCUCAUCAUCGAGAAAAUGCUCUCGGUAAACAAACAGAUUAGUGACGAAAUUGAAAUGGCCGCUGAAAAUAUUCCAACCAAAAAUAUCGCAGUAUCGUACCCGUACUCGCACGUAGAAAAGGUAGAUUUAAAAGAGACUAUCGUGGAAUCCAAAACAAAUAUGAAAGAGUCAUUAUCAACGGAUAUUGGCUUGACUGUGAGAGAAGACAUUGCUUGUAGGUUGCAAGCUUAUGAAGACGGUGUUUUAAAAGAAUUAACCAGCGCAGAAAAUAAUUUACCUCCAGAUUAUAUUCAUAGCUCAGUAAAUGAUGACACUAUGCAUAAUUUGGAUCCUGAAUUACCAUCACUUAAGAAGCAGUACGGCACGAAUGAUCCGGCCGUCCCUGCCAGUAAUGUACCUUGUGGUGGGUGUGGGGCACAGCUACACUGCCAGGACUCUGCUCUCCCAGGUUUCGUCCCAAAAGAAUUGUUUGAAGGUCUUGAUCGAGGUGAGCUGCGAAGCGUCCUCUGCCAGCGUUGUUAUUUCCUCAAGUAUUACAAGAUGGCCCUCAAUGUACGCGUCUCACCAGAAGUAUACCCGGAGAUGCUGAAGCCAAUCAAGGACCAGAAAGCAUUGGUGAUGGUUGUGGUUGACCUUUUAGAUAUGCCUUGUUCUAUUUGGCCCAAGUUAAUGGACAUUAUUGGGACAAGGAGGCCAGUGGUGGUGGUGGGAAACAAAGUUGACCUUCUCCCUGCUGAUGGAAAGAACCACCUCCACAGAGUCAAGAAAUCUCUGGUUGCUGCCGUAGAGAAGACUGAUUUAGGACGAGCAAAUAUUCGCCACAUAGCUCUUGUCUCAGCACACACUGGUUUUGGAAUUGAAAGUCUUAUAACAAAAAUCCAGCAUUCAUGGGGCACAAAAGGAGAUGUAUACAUUGUGGGAUGCACAAACUCUGGCAAGUCAACACUCUUCAAUGCACUGCUUGGGUCUGACAUGUGCAAGACAAGUGCUACCAGUCUCAUUCGCCGUGCUACAACGUCUCCUUGGCCAGGAACGACACUCAAUAUGCUUAAGUUCCCAGUUCUUCGGCCAUCAGGUCAUAUGCUGUAUUUAAGAGUUAAGAGACUGAAAGAAGAACAGCGAAAAACAGCAGAGGUUGAUAAACUAAAACCUUUUUACACCAAAAGUGUUUCACUGGGAACAUUAUCUGGUCACAUUGGCAGAACACUUGAAAGUGGGAAGGAGCCUGAAGAGAAGGUUGACCCAUUCUCAACAAAUAUGAAAACUUUACCCAAAGAGCAGAGGAAAAUUCUUGGUAUCAAUACAUCUGAUCCAAAAUAUUCACUUGGCAGAUGGUGUUAUGAUACUCCUGGGACGGUCCAGCCAGAUCAGUUAAUCAACCUGCUCACUCAUGAAGAGUUGUUGAAGGUGCUGCCCCAUAAACUUAUUAGUCCCAGGACCUACUGUCUUCAGUCUGGCCAGAGUCUCUUCAUUGGAGGGUUGGCACGUCUUGAUCUCCUUUAUAGUCCUAAGUCAGUCAGGUUCACAGUCUUCAGAUCUCAACAUCUUCCAAUAACAAUAGUAAAGACUGUUGAUGCUUCUGCAUUUUAUCGUAAUUACCUCGGAUCUGAACUUCUUGGUGUUCCAGUAGGGAAUAAGGAGCGGCUUCAAAAUUGGCCACCACUUUGUCCCCAAAACAUCAAGACAUUCAGUGUGGAUAAAAGGAGUAGUUGUGCUGAUGUGGUCCUGUCAUCUGCAGGUUGGGUAGCAGUUACUGGACUAGGGUCUCAUGCCAUUGAACUGCGAGGUUGGGCUCCUGAUGGACGUGGUAUAUAUCUAAGGGAUCCUUCCCUUCUACCUCUGGCCAGCAAUCUUAAAGGACUCCGCAUAGGAAAAUCACCUGCAUAUAGACCUCACAAAAUUUUUGUCCCAAGAUGAGAAGCUAAGAAUUUUGUAAUGGUGUUAUUGUGCAAUUUUACUAUGUCGAGUUAUCUACAAUACUUCGCAAGUAUAGUUAAAGAGCACCAUUGAAUUUGUCAGAGAUCGCUCAACCUUUAAGGAGUAUGGCUGCAGCUCAUGCAGCCGUAUUAAUUUAAAACCUUCCUUACUACAGGAUAUGAUCCAUAUAUUUACAUAUCUCAAGGCAAUUGUUUUCAUGGCUCUGCCAUAGUUGCAUUGUAUCAUUGUGAAGGUAGAAUUAUUGGUAUGUCAUCAAAGAGAUAUUCCAAUGCUGGCCAGAUACUGUAUUAGUUACUACAGUAUCAUAAUGUUUUCCAGUUACUGGAUGAAAGGUACAAUACUGUAAAGGCAGUGAAAGUUAGGUGAGCAUAAUUUCCCAGCAAGGUUCAAAGAUGAGGAACUAAUUUAUGUGUAUUGACUUGGACAGAACAUGCAUGUGAAAAAAAAAUAAAAUAACCUUUAUGAUCUAUUCUAAGUGAAUGUAAAAUACUUAGUGAGAAAAUAAAAGAUUUACUGACUUAAAGAUAUUCUUUGAGAUUUUGUAUCACUUGUCAGCUGCUUAAUGUUUUGUUUUGGUACGUAUUCUCAAAAAUAAAUUAUUCAUGUAGU
This is a messenger RNA of Homarus americanus (American lobster), 3325 nucleotides long. Its product is annotated as nitric oxide-associated protein 1-like. Lineage: Eukaryota; Metazoa; Arthropoda; Malacostraca; Decapoda; Nephropidae. The transcript has 10 exons. The record is from RefSeq and is a predicted model, not a curated record. Gene Ontology annotation, molecular function: GTP binding. The coding region runs from base 392 to 2695 and encodes 767 amino acids.